CUGACACUGGUGCACAUUCAAACAAUCAUUUUGACACACUCACACAUACGCACAAAAUAAUAAUAAUAAUAAUUAAGACAAAUUUCGCACAACAUGUCUUGUGUUUAAACUGAGUAUGCCAUUUCGGGAGCCGCGCAAGUUCAAGUGAGCAAGCAACAUGUCGACUGAGGGAGGAGAAGAGAAACAACGUAUUGCCGCUCUGCUCCUGAUUCAGCAGCAGUGAUCGAGGGAGCACUUUGUCAGAGGGAGGCAACCCACAUGACUGCUUAUCAAUUCUACGCCUUUCCGCAGUACUGCGCCGUCCGGAACACGCUCUGAGGUGCUCCACAUCCCCGUUUCAUGCAAGCCCCCAUGCGCGGACUGCAAGCCGGAUCUUGUGGUCACAAGCCUGAAGCGUUUGCAGCCCAGGGAGGAGGAGAAGGACCGAUAGAAGGACACUUGAAUGAGAAGCACUCAGCAUCAUCUGUGCCCGUGUGUCGAUCGCCUCGGUGGUUAGGUGAGACUUGAUUUUGAGAGAUUUACACACGCGUGUGGCGCAGAAGUGAAGCUCCUCUUCAGUGACCCGGGUCCAGUCUGCACAUGAUGAUAUCAAUGCACGCAGGAGAGAAGAGUAUUUAAGAUUUCAGAGCAAUAAAAAUUCCCGCCGAAUGUAGCUGUUCGAUGAGGCUUCUCCUCUCUGUUUUUGGUGUGAGUAUAACGUUACAUGACAUAGACUAUUCGAUUGAGACUUUUUCUGCGAAUCCGCAAAUCUUCGGGGGACAAAAUAAACUACAGCUACACUGAGCUGCGGAAUCAAAUUCGGUGGGAUUGACGGCUAAGAGUAAAAGAGACUUGGUGAGAAGUGACAUUUCCAAAAGUGAGACGAUAUUGUCAGAAAAUGUCACAUAUGGGCGCUCUCAUGUGGAGUGAAAGUUUUUUGUCUGUGUUUUUUCCAGGAUGCAUCAUUCUAGAAUAGAAGCUGAAUCACAAACCAUGUGGGAAGAUUUAUCGAUAUUACAUCUUGUACGUUUACAGCAGUGAAGGAAUAACAAGUGUGCAAGUCCACAAAUCCCGAACUCAGGAGACGCGUGGGACAUUAAUGGGUCGAGCAGUUGGAGCAAUGGCACUUGUGGGUCCCUCAACGCAAAGAGCUUCGUGGAAAAUGGCAAUAUCGGAUAUAUCACCAUCAUUUUGAGAGUUAUUUCCAGAUCUGGACUGAUGGAUGGAAUGCUUAUUGUUGUAAGAGCGGGGCUAAAUAGCCCCGCGUUGUGCAAGAUCGCCUGAGAAUUGCGGAUUUUUUUUUUUUGAAUGCAGUUUUUUGUGCUUUGACCAAAAGACGGAUCGCUCCCAAAAAGCCUCAUCCAGCAGGAACGCUGUCUACAUGAACAAGGCUGGUAUUAUGUUGGAAUGGGGGUUUAAAUGACAAUGACCGGAAUCCCACUGGAUUGUAAUUGACUUGGCAGUUGUCCCCAAUCCUCUUUCCAGCAAGUGGAAGAUCACUUAAUGAAUUAUGAAUGUUAAACAAGAUGACCUCCUCUCAGCAGCAGCAGACGAUGCGUGGUCCUAGGUGGAACCGGGCCUUGUCCGACCCUUUGUUUGUGCUGCUUCUGGCCCUACAACUUUUGGUGGUUGCGGGUCUGGUUCGUGCUCAGACGUGCCCUUCCGUCUGCUCCUGCAGUAAUCAAUUCAGCAAAGUCAUCUGCACACGGAGGGGGCUACGAGAAGUCCCUGAUGGCAUUUCUACCAACACGCGCUACCUGAAUCUCCAAGAAAACCUCAUCCAGGUCAUCAAAGUGGACAGCUUCAAGCACUUAAGGCAUUUGGAGAUCCUGCAACUGAGUAAAAACCACAUACGCAAAAUUGAGCUUGGGGCCUUCAAUGGACUUGCGAGCCUCAAUACCCUGGAGCUUUUCGAUAACCGCCUCACCACGAUCCCAAAUGGGGCAUUUGAGUACCUGUCCAAACUAAAGGAGUUAUGGCUGAGGAAUAAUCCCAUUGAGAGCAUUCCCUCCUAUGCCUUCAACAGGGUGCCCUCAUUACGGCGGCUGGACCUGGGGGAGCUUAAAAGGCUAUCCUACAUAUCCGAGGGGGCCUUUGAAGGACUGAGCAAUCUUCGCUACUUAAAUCUGGGAAUGUGUAAUCUGAAGGAAAUUCCCAACCUCAUUCCCUUAGUGAAACUGGAUGAACUGGAGAUGUCAGGGAACCAGCUGUCUGUCGUCCGGCCCGGUUCUUUUAAGGGGCUCAUCCAUCUCCAGAAGCUAUGGAUGAUGCAUGCUCAGAUCCAGACUAUUGAAAGAAACUCAUUUGAUGAUCUCCAGUCACUAGUGGAGCUUAAUUUAGCCCACAACAACCUUACGCUCUUGCCCCAUGAUCUGUUCACUCCUUUGCAUCAUCUGGAGAGGGUGCAUUUGCACCACAACCCUUGGAAUUGUAACUGUGACAUACUCUGGCUGAGUUGGUGGCUCAAGGAGAUGGUACCAGCAAACACAAGCUGCUGCGCACGCUGUAGCUCACCAGCUCACCACAAGGGGCGUUACAUCGGUGAGCUUGACCAAAAUUACUUUCACUGUUAUGCUCCUGUGAUUGUGGAGCCCCCCGCUGACCUAAACGUGACUGAGGGGAGCGCUGCCGAGUUGAAAUGUCGAGCCAACUCUUUGACUUCUGUGAGCUGGAUUACGCCUAAUGGUUCCAUUAUGACACACGGUGCGUACAAGAUCCGAAUCUCAGUGCUGAAUGAUGGCACUCUAAACUUCACCAACGUUACCAUGCAAGACACUGGCACAUAUACGUGUAUGGUCAGCAAUUCAGCCGGUAACACAACAGCGUCCGCCACACUCAAUGUGUCCUCAACUGAGAACAGCAGCUUCAGCUACUUCACUACAGUGACCGUCGAGACGAUCGAAACGCCACACAAUGAAGGCUUCACCACGAGUGUGCAACAGAAGGUCGGCCCCACCCCCUCGGCUCAUACGUGGAGGUCUGUUUCAUCCAGCUCUACAACCACCACCACAGUGCGGACCCCUGUCUCUACUCGUGCCACAGAGAAGACUUACACAAUCUCCGUCACUGAAUUUGGUGGCGAAGGCUCCCUAAAUGGCUUGGAUGAGGUAAUGAAGACAACCAAGAUCAUCAUCGGCUGUUUUGUUGCAAUCACGCUCAUGGCAGCGGUCAUGCUGAUCAUCUUUUACAAAAUGCGGAAACAGCACCACCAGCAGAAUCACCAUGCGCCCACACGCACCAUUGAGAUCAUUAAUGUGGAUGAGGACUGCGUAACCGGAGGACCAGGGAUGGAGGGCCACCUGACUUUGCCUCCUCUUGAACAUGAGCACCUCAACCAUUAUAACACAUAUAAAACAGCAUACAACCACGCCUCCACUAUCAACUCCAUACACAGCUCAGCGCAUGAACCUUUGUUAAUCCGGGCAAACUCAAAAGACAAUGUGCAAGAGACCCAAAUCUGAACAUUCUUUUCUCAAACGAUGGAAUUUGAACAAGACUCAAAUAUGAACGAACCAUGUGUGUUUGGCAAUUCAGUGGUUGGUGAUGUUCAUUGAAGGACUUUGGUAAUUAGCAUAUGUCCGUUAUAAAAAAAAGUGUCUUUAAAAAAGUUAUUUAUUUAAGAACAAAGACUAUUGUUGUUCAAUCAAGGGGAAAAAAAAUAUUCAGCAGUUGUUUUUCUUUCAAAGCAUAAUUCACGUCACGCCUCCUCCUUUUUAGAUUAUGCUCAGAGACAAUAGAGCCAAAACAAAUGAAACAAGAAAACUUUAUAUUUGGUGAACCAUAAACUUUGUUUUCCCAAUGAAUGCAGAGCACAUGACAUUUUUCUCCAACUGUGGAGUAAGUGGUAAAGUAUUCUAUGACCAUCUAAUACCUGGAUGAAAUAAAUAUUAAGUUACCUGUU
This is a messenger RNA of Hippocampus comes (tiger tail seahorse), 3880 nucleotides long. Its product is annotated as leucine-rich repeat-containing protein 4C-like. The record is from RefSeq and is a predicted model, not a curated record. Gene Ontology annotation, molecular function: cell-cell adhesion mediator activity. The coding region runs from base 1494 to 3440 and encodes 648 amino acids. The transcript is spliced from 3 exons. Gene Ontology annotation, cellular component: postsynaptic density membrane; glutamatergic synapse; plasma membrane. NCBI's taxonomy places the organism in Eukaryota, Metazoa, Chordata, Actinopteri, Syngnathiformes, Syngnathidae. Gene Ontology annotation, biological process: modulation of chemical synaptic transmission; synaptic membrane adhesion; regulation of axonogenesis.